This is a messenger RNA of Caenorhabditis elegans, 376 nucleotides long. It is a transcript of the gene Y43F4A.4, whose product is annotated as 2-oxoisovalerate dehydrogenase subunit alpha. The record is from RefSeq and is marked reviewed. The transcript is spliced from 2 exons. NCBI's taxonomy places the organism in Eukaryota, Metazoa, Nematoda, Chromadorea, Rhabditida, Rhabditidae. The coding region runs from base 3 to 320 and encodes 105 amino acids.
AGAUGCACAGAGCACUUCUCAACGCCUCCAGACGGGUGGCAACCGUCAGAAGCACGGUUUCUACCGUUGAAGGAGACGCUUUCCGGCUCAGCGACUACAGCUCCAAGUAUUUGGGUCAUAGAAUAGCUGCUUUCACUGAAAAACUAGAAAUCGUGAAUGCCGACGACACGCCAGCCCUCCCAAUCUACAGAGUCACCAACGCCGUCGGUGACGUCAUCGACAAGUCUCAGGACCCGAAUUUCGACGAGCAAUCUUUGCUGAAAAUGUACAAAACGAUGACACAGCUGAAUAUUAUGGAUCGGAUCCUGUACGACUCGUAGCGUCAGGGACGCAUCUCGUUUUAUAUAAAGUUCUACUAUAUAAAGAAAUGCUUCAA